Haliotis rubra (blacklip abalone) is the source of this 869-nucleotide messenger RNA. RefSeq lists its product as uncharacterized. The record is from RefSeq and is a predicted model, not a curated record. Gene Ontology annotation, molecular function: single-stranded DNA binding. The transcript is spliced from 5 exons. The coding region runs from base 209 to 748 and encodes 179 amino acids. Lineage: Eukaryota; Metazoa; Mollusca; Gastropoda; Lepetellida; Haliotidae.
GUGUCUCGCAUCGAGAAUGUGUACUGUCAGUUCACAGCUGUAUCUACUGUAACACUUUUCCAGGUGUCAGACUCACACAGACCCGUCACAGACCAUCCUGUACAGGACACAGACACGGUGAAAGUCCCCCCACCAGUACAUUAUAGACAUAUGGCGGUGUCCGACGUCAAGUGCUGAGUUCACUUCCACUUGCUACAUCUGCCACUUCAUGAAGCUGUGUCUCAAGUCUGUGUGCAGCACUUGUGGCAGCAUCGUCACCACCACAGGCUGCAGCAGCCCGUCCUGUACUGUCACCGACACAUAUCUCAGUGCUAAAGUCAGCAUCCUGGUAGAUGAUGGAACAAGUCCUGCUGUGGUUUCGUUUUCAAACUCCCCGGAAAAUGUGCAGCUCUUGCUUCGUUUGUCACCGGAACAGUGGCACCACCUGGAGGUGGCUGCACAGGAGCAGGGAGAAGUCUUCAUGCAGCAGUUUGUGGGUGAGGGUGAGUCUGUGCUCGAGAACUUCUUGAUGCGACUCUGCAACAGCCAGCAUGUCAAGCGGCAGUGUCGGAUGGUCCUCAGACAUCGAGUCUUUCAACAUGGCCAACAGAACACAUGGCGGUCGGGUGUCCUUGACAUUAACCUGAUGAACAAAGAUGAGUUUACCUAUCGCAGUGUGAAGGCCAAUGCCAUGUUUGAGACCCGCUGUCUACCCUAUCUGCAGGUCGAGUGUCUGGAUCUGAACGACGUUGGCUAUGAUGUGUGGUGAUUUACAGACAACCCCAAACGUUUAGAGCGAAACUAUAUCUGAUGACUCCCGGAGACACCAACGUGUGGAGAGCGAUGUCUGGUGAUUGACAGAAGACCUAAACAUGGAGUGCCCAAUGUCU